AUGAAUCAUCCCUCUUUCACCAAGACGUACCACAAGGCGAGCUAUCCAGCCAUUGACCCGUCCCGGCCAGAGCUUUCAGCGAAAGACAAAACUGUAAUUGUCACAGGAGCCGGAGCCGGGGGCAUUGGGGCUGCGGUGGCACAUGCCUUCGCCAAAGCAGGGGCUCAAAAGAUCGCCCUGGUCGGAAGGACAGAAGCGACUCUCCAGCAGACAAAGGACGCCAUCGUCCAGGCACAUCCUGAUGCCACAGUCUAUGUUGCCGUCGCUGAUGUCUCCAAAGCAGAGAGUGUUGGCCUUGCAGCACAUAAUAUCAGGGUUGAAAUAGGAGCAUGGAAUGUGUUUGCCCACUGUGCUGCUGUCCUCCCUCGCGCCACUACUUUGGUCGGGGCCGACGAGGACGACUGGUUUAGUGCUUUCGAGACCAACGUUAAAUUCUCGGCUCAUUUCGCAAAACACUUUUUGCCCAAACGUCGGCCCAACGCUACUUACAUCGGCAUCAAUGCCGGUGCAGCACAUGUCCCUCCUUCCCAGUUACCCGGAGCCUCUGCUUACUCUGCUUCGAAACUUGCCGCCGCCAAAUUGGACGAGUACCUGGCCUACGAAAACCCGGAGCUUAGAGUGUUCACCGUCCAUCCUGGUAUUGUACUUACCAAUAUGGCGAGGAAGGCUUUGGGAGACAAGAAAGACUCUUUUCCAGAGAGCAUCUUGGAUGCCCCGGAACUCCCGGCCAAUUUCCUGGUCUGGCUUGCAAGCCCGGAGGCCGACUUCUUGAGAGGGAGAUACCUUUGGGCUAACUGGGAUGUCGAAGAGUUGAUUGCUCGAAAAGCUGAGAUCGAGGGCAACCCACAUCUCUUGACCAUCACUCUGGGAGGAUGGCCUUUCAAGUAA
Exophiala dermatitidis NIH/UT8656 is the source of this 888-nucleotide messenger RNA. RefSeq lists its product as uncharacterized. Bases 1 to 888 code for a protein of 295 amino acids. Lineage: Eukaryota; Fungi; Ascomycota; Eurotiomycetes; Chaetothyriales; Herpotrichiellaceae. The transcript has a single exon. Gene Ontology annotation, cellular component: cytosol. The record is from RefSeq and is a predicted model, not a curated record. Gene Ontology annotation, molecular function: oxidoreductase activity.